AUGUUGCCGUUACUUCGCUCCAGACGCCUUGCACACCGGUGUUUUCCACAAUGCAAACUACUUCCGACCUCUUAUUUCUCCUCCACCGCCGAUACCCGCCGUGCCUCAAACCCCAGUCGAACAUCACCGCCUCCGAUCCAAGUCCUACUCACUGAAUCAGCUGGUCGUGGUGUGUUCGCUACUCGGAAUAUAGAACAUGGAGAACUCAUCCACACUGCCAAACCCCUCGUCUCUCACCCUUCUCUCUCCUCAAUUGACAAAGUAUGUUACUUUUGCCUCAAGAAUACUCCAAGGAGUUCGGGCAUUGAGGCACAAAAAGAGUUGUUUUGCAGUGAAGAAUGCAGGGAACAAGCAAAGGGAUUCUAUGAAGUUGAAAAGAAAGCUGAUUGGUCAGCAUUUGUUGCUUAUUGUCGAACCCGAGCUUUAAAAUAUCCACUUCUUGCCAAACGGCUGGCCUGCAUGGUAAUUUCCGGUAUGGCUUCUGCUGACAGUAUGGACGUACUUCAGCCUGCGCUUUUAUCUGCUGAAAUGAUCUCACUGAUGGAAGAGGAGCUUGAUUUGUUGAGAGCUGCCUUAAAGGAUGCAGCCAUGACAGACGAACAGCUGACAUUUUUAACCAUCGGAUGGUAUGCUGGAGUACUUGCACGGAUUCGUAUCAAUGCCUUCCGUAUUGAACUGGCUGGAGGUUCUUAUGAAGAUCUACUUGCAUUAGCAGCUGCAUCAGUAGAAUCAGAAGCUGCUGUUGGCAAUGCUGUCUAUAUGCUUCCAUCCUUCUAUAAUCAUGACUGUGAUCCCAAUACACACAUAGUUUGGGUGGAAAAUGUGGAUGCAACAUUAAAAGCACUAAGAGACAUUAAAGCAGGUGAAGAGCUGCGGAUAUGUUACAUUGAUGCAAGCAUGGGUCGUGAUGCUCGACAAAAUCUUUUGUCCAAUGGAUUCGGUUUUGAGUGUCGGUGCUCUCGUUGCAUGUCAAACGAUUGAUAAGGUCCAACGCUGGACAAAUUCGGUUUUUUUUUUCAUUGGAUGGAAAAUUAGCAUCAAACUUUUUAGUGAAAUAUGUAUUUGUUUCGAAUUUAUUAGAAAGUAAUAAGUUGGACCUC
Cynara cardunculus var. scolymus (artichoke) is the source of this 1100-nucleotide messenger RNA. RefSeq names its product histone-lysine N-methyltransferase ATXR4. The coding region runs from base 1 to 981 and encodes 326 amino acids. The transcript has 7 exons. Gene Ontology annotation, cellular component: nucleus. Gene Ontology annotation, molecular function: protein binding. Lineage: Eukaryota; Viridiplantae; Streptophyta; Magnoliopsida; Asterales; Asteraceae. The record is from RefSeq and is a predicted model, not a curated record.